AUGAUAAAUACCAUAAAUCCAUUAGAUGAAGCAUUGAUUGACAAAAUUAGAAACUUAGAAUAGUAGAUAGCAUAAAAAGAUAGAGAAUAAUACAUUAUUUUGAAUAAUUUAUAAAGAAAAAAUAGAGAAUUGAAAAACUAAUUUCAAUAAACAUAAAGACAGAAUAUGGGUAUAUAUAAUAAUAUAUAUAAAUAUAUAGAUACAAAAAAAGAAGUUUUAUAAUUGUAAUCUAAAAAUGAUCAUUUCAAAAUUUAAGUUGAAAACUAUUCAAAUGAAAUUCAAGAUCUAAAAUAAAAACAAUAGUAAUUUUUAAACGAAUAAGAAUUUUUAUCAUAAGAGAUUAAGUAUCUUAAAUCUGAACUCAAGUAAGAUUAAUUGAUAGAAUCAGAAAUACUAAAAAAAAAUGAAUAAUUAAAACGAUUACAUAACACAAUCAAUGAAUUAGAAAAAUAAUUAAGACUCUUAUAAUUAAAUUAGUAAUAAAAUUCAUAAUAAUUAUAUUAAACUUAAUAAAUAAAUAAUACUAUAUAGCCUUGUUAAAUACACUAACAAAAUGAAGAAAUUACUAUACCUGUAUAUGUUCCUAUUAUUGAACAAACUAAAUACAUUGAAUAACCAAUAAAAGUAUUACUAUUAUCUUAUAUUUAAGUAAUAUUAAGUUGAAAGGAUAGUAGAAACAACUAACUCUAAUAUGAUAAAACCAUAAUCUGUCUGUUUCUAGCCAGUUCAUUAUACUACUUAAUAACAUUGGGUUUCAAUGUAACCUGUUCAUAGUCAUCAUAAUCAUCAUCAUCAUCAUUCUUGUUAAUCAAAUUAUGGAUAUAAGUAUUCAUAUUAUUGA
Paramecium primaurelia is the source of this 841-nucleotide messenger RNA. The record is from the annotation of a GenBank genome assembly. Lineage: Eukaryota; Ciliophora; Oligohymenophorea; Peniculida; Parameciidae.